Messenger RNA from Malaclemys terrapin pileata, 10011 nucleotides. It is a transcript of the gene PTPRG, whose product is annotated as protein tyrosine phosphatase receptor type G. Lineage: Eukaryota; Metazoa; Chordata; Testudines; Emydidae. Gene Ontology annotation, molecular function: protein binding; protein tyrosine phosphatase activity. Gene Ontology annotation, biological process: protein dephosphorylation. Bases 445 to 4932 code for a protein of 1495 amino acids. The transcript is spliced from 30 exons. The record is from RefSeq and is a predicted model, not a curated record.
CCGCCGCCGAGCCGCCGCUGCCCGGGGCACGGACUGAGAGCCUGCGCCCGGCCCCUGCCAUGGCUUGGCCCCGGAGGCUGCCUGCAUGAGGAGCGAGGGAGAGCCCCAGCUCCAGCCCCGCCACGGCGCUUCUCCUCCGGCCGCCGCCGCCGCCGCUCGGGGAGUGAAGUUCUGAGCGCUCCCCGGGAGCCGACCCAGCCGCCGCGGGGCUGCUCCGGGCCUGGCGCUUGCUGCGUCCGGGACCUGCUGCUCCGGCCCCCCAGCACCCGCGCUUUGCCCCCGGCCGGGGCGGGUGACCCGGGGACGUGGGGCGGGGUUGGUCUGGUUGGCUGGCUGUUUUUUUUGGGGGGGUGGGUGGCUGGGGAAAGGGGGAGGACAAGCGGCAACUUCUUCUCCACAAGUUCCAGCCCCCUCCUCGCCCCCUUUCGAUGUGCGCCUUUGGACAUGCGGAGGCUACUGCAACCGUGUUGGUGGAUCUUUUUCUUGAAAAUCACCAGCUCCGUGCUCCAGUAUGUGGUGUGCUUCCCCGCUCUGACUGAAGGAUACGUUGGCUCGCUGCAUGAAAACAGACAUGGUAGUUCUGUGCAAAUACGGCGGCGUAAGGCCUCGGGGGAUUCUUACUGGGCUUACUCAGGUACAUAUGGUCCUGAGCACUGGGUUACUUCAAGUGUGGACUGUGGAAGCACUCACCAGUCUCCAGUAGACAUCGUAGACCAUCAGGCACGUGUGGGAGAUGAAUAUCAAGAAUUACAGCUUGAUGGUUUCGACAGCGAAUCCUCUAACAAGACAUGGAUGAAAAACACUGGGAAAACUGUCGCUAUCCUUCUGAAGGACGAUUAUUUCAUCAGCGGUGCUGGGCUGCCGGGUAGAUUCAAAGCCGAAAAAGUGGAAUUUCAUUGGGGUCAGAGCAAUGGAUCCGCUGGCUCUGAGCACAGCAUCAACGGCAAGAGAUUCCCUGUUGAGAUGCAGAUUUACUUCUACAAUCCUGAUGACUUUGACAGUUUUGGAGCAGCAAUUUUAGAAAACCGGAUAAUAGGAGCCAUGGCUGUGUUUUUUCAAGUCAGUCAGCGGGACAAUCCAGCACUGGACCCUAUUAUCCAUGGGUUGAAGGGUGUCGUACAUCAUGAAAAAGAGACCUUUCUGGAUCCCUUUGUACUGAGAGACCUUCUGCCGACAUCACUGGGAAGUUAUUAUCGCUAUACAGGUUCUCUGACAACUCCACCAUGUAGCGAGAUUGUAGAAUGGAUAGUUUUUCGCAGGCCUGUUUCUAUUUCUUAUCACCAGCUGGAGGCGUUCUAUUCCAUAUUUACCACAGAACAGCAAGAUCACGUCAAGUCUGUGGAGUAUCUGAGGAAUAACUUCCGACCGCAGCAGAGUCUGAAUGACAGGGUGGUGUCCAAGUCUGCUGUGAAAGACGCUUGGAGCCAAGAUGUGAUGGACAUCUUAGAAAAUCCAUUUGGCACAGAGGCUUCCAAAGUUUGCAGUACUCCCCCGGUCAACAUGAAAGUGCAGCCUGUGAACAGAACAGCCUUGCUAGUAACUUGGAACCAACCAGAGAUCAUCUACCACCCUCCCAUUAUGAACUACAUGAUCUCCUACAGCUGGACUAAAAAUGAAGAUGAAAAAGAGAAGACUUUCACCAAGGACAGUGACAAGGACCUGAAAGCCAUCAUUAGCCAUGUCUCACCUGACAUCCUUUAUCUGUUCAGAGUUCAAGCAGUUUGCCGAAAUGAUAUGCGUAGUGACUUUAGCCAGACAAUGCUCUUUCAAGCUAACACUACUCGAAUAUUCGAGGGGACCAGAAUUGUUAAAACAGGAGUGAAUAAUGGGCAGAAUGGAGUGUUUGGAAAGAAAAAGAAAACAAAAGGAAAAAAGAGCCGAGGUAGCAUAUCAGUGACCCCUACUGACACUCUCUCUGGUGUGUUUUCUUCCCAUGUCCCCUCUGGUGAUCGCUUCAAGCCUACAGCUUCUCCUGCUUCUUCAGCUGACAUGGCUCCCAUCAGUUCUGGAUCUUCUACCUGGACUUCUUCUGGUCUUCCUUUCUCCUUUGUUUCAAUGGCAACUGGAAUGGGACCUUCAUCCAGUGGAAGCCAAGCAACAGUGGCCUCCGUGGUGACCAGCACAUUGCUUGCCGGCCUUGGGUUUAGUGGUGGCGGUAUUUCCUCCUUUCCUAGCACUGUGUGGCCAGCCCGCCUUCCUAGUGCUGCUUCUACCAGCAAACAGUCAGUUAGGCCGGUGCUUACAACUCCUGAGGCUUUAUCUUCCCCAGGACCGGACAGUGAUUCCGCGCUGACGAAAGACAAUGAAGGAGCAGAGGAAGGAGAAAAGGAUGAGAAGAGUGAAAGUGAGGAUGGCGAAAGGGAACAUGAUGAAGAGGGAGAAAAGGAUUCGGAAAAGAAAGAGAAGAGUGCAGUGACAGAGGCUGCCGAGGUACAAAAUAACACUGAGACCACACUAACGACCAUUUCCCCUAACAGAACUGUAGAGGAGGAAGGAAAUAAAACCAUACCUGGUCAAGAGCAAAACAUUUUCCCAACAGAUAAGAGUCCUGAAGAAGAGAGGGUUACUGAAACAGACACUCGGCCCCAACCUGUUCCCUCCACCCAAGUGCCACCAGCAUUCACAAAUGAACAUUAUGAAGGGCAAAUUCCAAAGGGACCAGAGACAACAUCAAGAAAAGCUUUUCCCAAUGACCGCAGGUUUCCAGAGGAAAAUCCAUCCGAUAACAGAUUCAUCACCAUUAACCCAGCAGACAAGAAUAGCUCAAGUAUGGCAACCAGACCUUCUCCUGGCAAAAUGGAAUGGAUCAUCCCUCUGAUUGUGGUGUCGGCCCUGACCUUUUUGUGCCUCAUCCUCCUUCUUGCCGUGCUGGUUUACUGGAGAGAGUGUAACAAAAUAAAGUCCAAGGGCUUACCCCGACGUUUCCAUGAAGUGCCACCUUCUGGGGAGAGAACAGAGAAGGGGAGCAGAAAGUGUUUUCAGACGGCUCAUUUCUACGUGGAGGACAGCAGCUCGCCUCGAGUGGUCCCUAAUGAGAGUAUUCCCAUUAUACCUAUCCCAGAUGACAUGGAAGCCAUUCCUGUCAAACAGUUCAUUAAACAUAUCAGUGAGCUCUAUUCUAAUAACCAACAUGGCUUCUCAGAAGACUUUGAGGAAGUGCAACGCUGUACAGCCGACAUGAACAUCACAGCAGAACAUUCCAAUCACCCAGAUAACAAGCACAAGAACAGAUACAUCAACAUUUUAGCAUAUGAUCACAGUAGGGUGAAACUAAGGCCUUCGCCAGGAAAAGAUUCUAAGCACAGUGACUACAUUAAUGCUAAUUAUGUUGAUGGUUACAACAAAGCAAAAGCCUAUAUUGCCACCCAGGGACCUUUAAAGUCUACGUUUGAAGAUUUCUGGAGAAUGAUUUGGGAACAAAAUACUGGAAUCAUUAUCAUGAUUACAAACCUCGUGGAAAAAGGAAGAAGAAAAUGUGAUCAGUACUGGCCGACAGAGAAUAGCGAGGAAUACGGCAACAUUAUAGUCACAUUGAAGAGCACAAAGGUACAUGCCUGCUACACCGUCCGCCGUUUCACAGUCAGGAACACAAAAAUGAAAAAGGGUCAGAAGGGAAACCCCAAAGGGCGACAGAACGAGAGAACAGUUAUUCAGUAUCACUAUACACAGUGGCCUGACAUGGGAGUGCCAGAAUAUGCUCUGCCUGUGCUAACCUUUGUGAGGAGAUCGUCAGCAGCCAGGACCCCGGAAAUGGGACCCGUGCUUGUACACUGCAGUGCUGGUGUGGGCAGGACUGGUACCUACAUUGUGAUCGACAGCAUGCUGCAGCAGAUACAAGACAAGAGCACAGUUAACGUCCUGGGUUUCCUGAAACACAUCAGGACACAGCGCAACUACCUUGUUCAGACAGAGGAGCAGUACAUUUUUAUUCAUGAUGCCUUGCUGGAAGCCAUCCUUGGGAAGGAGACUGAAGUAUCUGCAAACCAACUGCAUAGUUAUGUUAACAGCAUCCUUAUACCUGGAAUAGGAGGAAAGACACGACUAGAGAAACAAUUCAAGCUGGUUACACAGUGUAAUGCAAAAUAUGUGGAAUGCUUCAGUGCUCAGAAAGACUGCAACAAAGAGAAGAACAGAAACUCAUCAGUUGUGCCCUCUGAACGUGCUAGGGUGGGUCUCGCGCCACUGCCUGGAAUGAAGGGAACUGAUUACAUUAAUGCCUCUUAUAUCAUGGGUUACUACAGGAGCAAUGAGUUCAUCAUAACCCAGCAUCCCCUUCCACAUACAACUAAAGACUUUUGGCGAAUGAUCUGGGAUCAUAAUGCACAGAUCAUUGUCAUGCUGCCAGACAACCAGAGCUUGGCAGAAGAUGAGUUUGUGUACUGGCCAAGUCGUGAGGAAUCCAUGAACUGUGAGGCCUUUACCGUGACCCUUAUCAGCAAAGACAGACUGUGCCUCUCUAAUGAAGAGCAAAUUAUCAUCCAUGACUUUAUCCUUGAAGCUACCCAGGAUGACUACGUUCUGGAAGUACGCCACUUUCAGUGUCCCAAAUGGCCAAACCCAGAUGCUCCCAUAAGCAGUACCUUUGAACUUAUCAAUGUAAUCAAGGAAGAGGCCUUAACAAGGGAUGGCCCCACCAUUGUUCAUGAUGAGUAUGGAGCUGUGUCAGCCGGAACGCUGUGUGCCCUGACCACCCUUUCCCAACAGCUGGAGAAUGAAAAUGCUGUCGAUGUUUUCCAAGUGGCAAAGAUGAUCAAUCUUAUGCGGCCUGGAGUAUUUACAGACAUUGAACAGUACCAGUUUCUUUAUAAAGCAAUGCUAAGCUUGGUGAGCACUAAGGAAAAUGGAAAUGGUCCCAUGACACUGGACAAAAACGGUGCUGUGAUGGCCAAUGAUGAACCGGAUCCUGCAGAAAGCAUGGAGUCUCUUGUCUAAUUGGAAUCUUGAAAAGGCACUUAAUUUGUAGAACUUCUGAAGACUGAGUGAACUUUUUUGAGGCCUUUUUUGCCAGACUCUAGGUUAUACAAUAACCCAAUUACUUUUUUACACUGAUAAAAGUUUUGAUAUUUAUUUUUUGCCAUUUUAUGUCUUAAUGGUAUCCUACUGAGCAUUCGCACCUCUGUUUCUUUCACUCAGUGCACCGCAAUUUUAUCUAGUUUGCACUAUAUGAUCAGUGUUACUGCCUAUAAUACUCUAAUACAAAAGCAAGCCCUGAUGUGACAUUCCAUGACAGCAAACAUGCUACUUUUUAGUUUAAAUACAGUGAAGUUUUGUUAACUACAGUGACCCUUGAAUCUUAAAUCCUGAAUGCUAGACCAGAUGGAUUCUUUCUACAAGAAAUACUGCACCCCGUCAUACUCCUAAUAUUUAUUGCUUUAAUUUUAAUUGUUGUAGGUCUUCUGUAUUCCAGUUCAGUGGAUAAGCAAUAUUCAUCCUUUCUUGAUAAAAUGUGGCAGGUGAUUACGAGCUACAGUGAAGGUAUAAUAGCCUCAUGGAGCUGAAACAAUUGCUUCUGUAUUGUUUCAGAUUCUGCUUUUGUAUACCUUGAGGCCUAAGAAUUGCUUCACGUGGAACAUAUAAAAUUACAUUAAAAAAACGUAUAGAACAACUCAUACCUGGGACACGGUCACGGAUUUUGACAUUACAGCUUCAAAGCUUCCCCAAUUAUUCAGAAUAAAAAUGUCAGUUUUAGAUUUUAAAGCCGCCAUAUGGGAAAGUGUGUUAUUUUUUAUUUUCAUCAAAGCCAAUUCAGUGAAAACUGUGCUACGAUCAAAAAUAGAUCUGUUUUCAGACACAUGAAGGUAGCAAUAUUUUACAUUACUAAGCUAUUCAAUCUUUUAAACACAUUAAUUUCCUUACUAUUUCUUGAACAGGACCUCACACCUAAUGGUAUGUCACAUGGCGAAGACAAGCGUUUCUUAAUUUCAUAACUGUUAGAUGCCAUUUUUACAGGUGUGUAAUUUUCUUAUUUUAGUUCUAAAACAUAAAGUACUGAUCCAUAUUUACUGGUGAAGCAAACUAAUAAAAAUAACUACCUAUAAAAGUACAUUCUUCCUCUUUUAUUUUUUGCCAAACUAAUUAUUUAGUACAAACCUCUUGAUUCCAUUCUCCCUCCCACAUAAAUCAAACAAUUUCCCCAAAUUACAUUAUUUAAACAGUGUUGUUAUCUUGAGCACUUAGAUGUAAUCCCUCAUUGGUUCCAUAAUCCUGUGCAUGUUGAUCCCAGUUCGGCAAAGUACUUAAGUCUAUCCCUAUCUAGCAAAACCCUUAAGCAACUGCUUAAAGCUAAGCACGUCCAUAACAGCUUUGCUAAAUAGGUAUGGUUUGCUCUAAAAUUGGAUAUGUUAAUUUGACAGUUUGGAUGUUUUGUGUAGCUUUAAAGGCAUUAUCCCUUAUAUAGAGAUUUAUUUUCAUUAGUUUUAAAUUUCAACCAAACAAAAAGGGCACUGUCAUGUUUCAGGACUUGCUGUCAAAAUAUUACAGCAUAUUUUUCACUUAAAUGUAAAACUAUGGUUUUUUUUUUUCCUGUUUCCAAUACACCCUCGCUCGGAUGUAAGCAUCUGCCAGGCAGGCCCACGUCUUUGGUUGAAUUAUUAAUUUGGGUUUCCAGAGGGUUAGAGAGAAGCUAGUGAUUCUGUGCAUUUUCAUACAAAAGGACAUUUAAAGUGAACUUUACGAUAACGUUAAGAGCAGACACUUGGGGCCCAGUCUUCAGUUGGUGUAAGUCAGCGUAGCUUCACUGAUCUGAAUGGAGCUGUGCUACGUUACACAGGCCGAGCCGCUGGCCCUUUAUUUUUAACGAUGGAAAGAUUUCUUCAUGCGGACAGACCUGGUUCAUCCAGAUUUCUAAGCAUUUGAAAGAUUUCACCAGUGACAACUAUGUCGUUACCUCGAAUUUAUUUGAAUUUAUUUAACCUGAUACUAGUGGUCCAAAAUAGCAGCUGAUACUACACAGCGAUGCAUUAAUACAUUCGUGUUUUCUAUCAGAAAAUCCCAUGUCCAGCACCAAGGAACUGAUUCAAAUAAAAAAUGUCAAGAUGACUCCGAAUAACCCUUCGGUGCUAGAGCUGUGGAGCGCCCAUCAAUAGCUCGCAUUAGGCAGCCUGGCACUCAGGGGUCAGCCAGUCUUAAUACACUAAGAGUUCAGAUUGGCUUUCCAAUCACUUCAAUAACAGGAAUCCUUCAAGCACAUUUCAAGUAUUGCUGCCUGCACUGCUUAGGCUGGGGCUGAGAGCCUUCCACGCGAAGUUAAUUUGCCAGUCUGCGCUGGUGCCAGACGCUUCAGUGCACCCAUUGCUGGCAAUGGCCGCUGCACCGGGAAAUUCCAGCUCUUGGCACGGGAGGACUGAUCGGCUCACGUCGGAAAGAUCUGAGUUCCUGGGGGGAUAUAAUUCAGGUCCUGGCAAGAACAGAAUGGCUUGCAAAUUAACAGAGGUAGUUAGAGAGUUGGAUUUGUUCAGUCCAUUUAGUAAUCAGCUACUCUUCAUUUCAGUACGGUUUUGGGGAAGGAAGUAGCACAGUGGAAGUGGACUGUUUUAAUGAGACACUGCCUGGCUUUUCUUGGGCUGAUUCCUUACACUUGUGCCAUUUUCUUUAAAGUCAAAUGAGAUAUGGGAACAGGGUUGAAUGUUGAUGAAUGUUUUUGAAAUCCAUGACACCGGGCUUAACCCCUGGGGAAAUAACUCAGACUGAUGUCUUGACUUUUCCCUGGCUUUUUUUCUCAUGGGAAUCAAGAAGUGUAUUGCUAUUAUGUUCAACUGUGCACCUGUUUCCCUGGGGCUGCAUGUGACUGAACAUAUGUUAACAGAUCCUUACGCAGAGAGGUCUGCUGAGAUGCUGGCAUUUGUCUGUCUCACCACAGUCAAGUCCCCCACGUGCAGGGCCACACACUGGCACAUCCUUGCUGGCUCCACUCUGCCCCUACACACAUUGUGAUGACAUUUCAAUCGUUAGUACAAUAGAGUUGUGAUGUCUUUCACACCUUGGAAAUUCUCAAAGGAUGUGCAAGUCUGCAAAUUAGGAAGAACUUAAGCAUUGCUUUGCUGUAAACAAUGGUCCUCACCACUUGUGCUCCGGGGGAAAGGGGAGUAAUGGAUUGCAAACGAGUGUGUGUGUUUUCGGGUGUGUGCGCACACACGCUUUCUAGAAAAUGUCAUUUCCCCAUGUUUUAUAAGUGUAUUCGGCCAGGAGACCAGGCGAGUGAAGUACAGGGCUUUUAUGAAUUGAGUCCUAGUAAUGACCAAGGAUUUCUGCAAAAGCUGCUGUCUGUUAACAACAUCCAAAAAUCAGUGGCAUUCUCCGCCUAAAGCCCCGAUCCUUCAGACACUUACUUACACGUUAAACUUUACACGUGUGAGGAGUUCUGUUAAAGUCAGUGGCACUACUCACAUGUGUACAGUUAAACACAUUGAACAAGUGUUUGCAGGACCCAGAGCUAAAGAACUUUCAUUCUAAAGCAGCAUUUGUCCUUGGCAUUUCAGAAUGUCUGUUUCUGAAUAUGAAUUUUGGAAACAAAAAAAGGCUAAAGUUUAUUCUUUGUGUUUGAUUCUGAUCUUUUAGUCCUCUCCUGUGGAUCCAUUCUGUGUAACUGGGUUUAUUUACUGGAUCAGCAAGGUUUCAAUCCUUCUUCAAAUAUCUGAUUGUUUGAAUCGCUUCGGCCCAGAGUGAUCUAUUGGAACACUAGAAAAACCACCUUUUUAAUGACACAGCACAACUGCCUUGUUGUUCAUCCUUUUCUGUUUUUUUUAAACAGAUACAUUUUAUUUAAAAGUUAAAAUACAGAUAGCAGUUUCUACCAAAGAUACCUAUUACUAAUUCUCAGCAAAAAAAAAAAAAUCGUAAUUUAAAGAAAAAAAAUAAAAUGUAGGAGUCUAAAAUAUUUAGCAGUCAUGCUCUCAAAUUCAUUCUCUUCUGCCAUCAACUCCUGUGUUCGGAAGUUUAUGUUUAAAUGGUGCCAGUGAAUUUUUAUAUGAAGGCAAAAAAGGCGUAAUUGUUAGUCCACUGCAUUGCUUUUAUUUCCCCUACUUUCUCUCUUUGUUGCCAUUCUAACAAUGUAAACUACAUUGGCUUUGCUUCUCUAAGGAGAAGGCACACAAAAUGGAGAGAGGAAGAGAAGGAACUGUACUGAAGCGAUUUGGCCUCUACUUUAUCUUCGCUGUUAAACUGUUUUUAGUAUUUUUGUUAAAUAUUUGCAAAGGGAAGCAUUUUCUACAGAAGAUAAUUAAUUUCAAGAAAAAUGUCUUGAGUUUUAAGAAUAAACAUGUCUCCAAAAGAGGAGAUAGUCAAUUUUAUAAAAUGUCACAACUCUCCAACAUUUGGGGUAGUGACUUUUUUGUUUGUUUGUUUUGUUAGAAUGUUUGAAACUAGCAAGCAGCCAUUGUUUCUAAAGAACUAAGCAUUCACGUCUACUCAUAUUUCCUUUUCCUUCAUUUUUAAAUAGCAGAAAUCAUUAAAACUGUAAAUAUUUUGUUGCUUGGGUAAGCAUCUUCUGGGAACUUUGUAUCUAUGGUAUAUAAUCAUAGAAUUUUAUAUUUUCAUAUAAAGCUAAUUUUUUUCUAGUUUCAACUCCUUCAUAGUUUUUUGUGGUGGACAUGUGAAUACAUACUUUCUGUGUAUUGAAGUAGUGAAACACGAUCAUCACAUUCCAAAAAGAAUUCAACACAUGUUAUUUCUUUGGGGGCAGUGAUUGUGAAAGUUGGAUUUUCUUUCAAUUCCAUUGUCAAUGUGUGCAAUAGGAAUUAGAUUUAGCCAGCCAUUGGAGAAGUUCGUUUCAUUGAUCCAUUAGGGGGGAGGUGGGUUGAAACUGGUGUUUGGUUUUGGGAAGUUAUGUUUUGUUUGCUUUUUGUUUUGUUUUUGGUUUUAGGGGUUUUUUGUUUGUUUUGGGUUUUGGUUUUUUUGUAACUUGAAAACCUCCUUUUUGUUAUGUUUAAAACUAUAUCAAAUCAUUCUAUUAUAGUGUUAUUUAAUAUGUAAAUUGUAUUGCUAUACAUAAAAUAAAGUAUGGUUUUUGAUGUA